Messenger RNA from Saimiri boliviensis boliviensis (Bolivian squirrel monkey), 1826 nucleotides. The record is from RefSeq and is a predicted model, not a curated record. Lineage: Eukaryota; Metazoa; Chordata; Mammalia; Primates; Cebidae.
CGGGGUGCGGGCCGCUCGCAGCCCCGCUUUCGCCUCCUCCGAGCCGGGCCGGCGUGGGCCGGGGCUGUGAGGCGAGGCCGGGUCCCACCGCAGCGCGCGGCCUCUCGGGGUCCCGGCGGGUUCCCACGGCUCCUCCUACCUGAGGGGCGCGAAUUUACGGCGGCCUCGCGCCUCGGAGCGGUGAUCUCACGGCGGUCAUCUUAGACCCCAGGGGGACCCGCCGCCGUCGGGGACCCAGCAGAAGAAUAGAAGGAAUAUGAUAAUGAUGUGAUGAUAGAAUUUGUGAUAGCCAGGCAACAACUUCUGAUUCAGCAUGUUAAAACAUAAGGGUCACUCAUCUAAGAAAAAUAACUUGGCAAUCAAUGCAGUUGCUUUACAAGAUCACAUUUUACAUGAUCUUCAACUUCGAAAUCUUUCAGUUGCAGAUCAUUCUAAGAUACAAGUACAAAAGAAAGAGAACAAAUCUCUAAAAAGAGACGCAAAGGCAGUAAUAGAUACUGGACUUAAAAAAACGACGCAGUGCCCCAAACCAGAAGAUUCAGAAAAAGAAUAUGUUCUUGAUCCCAAACCGCCACCAUUGACUUUGGCACAGAAGUUGGGCCUCAUUGGGCCUCCACCACCUCCGCUGUCAUCAGAGGAGUGGGAGAAGGUGAAACAGCGGUCCCUCCUGCAAGGGGACUCCGUGCAGCCGUGCCCCAUCUGUAAAGAAGAUUUUGAGCUUCGUCCACAGGUGCUGCUUUCAUGUUCCCAUGUGUUCCACAGAGCAUGUCUUCGGGCUUUUGAAAACUUCACAAAUAAGAAAACCUGUCCUCUCUGUAGAAAGAACCAGUAUCAAACCCGAGUGAUACAUGAUGGGGCCCGCCUGUUCAGGAUAAAGUGUGCGACCAGAAUCCAAGCCUGCUGGAGAGGAUACGUUGUUAGAAAGUGGUACCAAAACCUGAGGAAAACAGUACCUCCCACAGAUGCCAAGUUAAGAAAAAAAUUCUUUGAAAAAAAGUUCACAGAAAUCAGUCACCGCAUCCUGUGCUCAUACAACACCAACAUCGAAGAGCUCUUUGCAGAAAUCGAUCACUGCUUGGCGGUAAAUCGAAGUGUUCUCCAGCAGUUGGAAGAAAAAUGUAGCCAUGAGAUCACAGAAGAGGAAUGGGGAAAAAUCCAAGAACAGGCUCUGCGCCGGGAGGCCCGUGACUGCUCCAUCUGCCUGGCCCCUCUGUCCCCUGGCGGCAGUCAGCGCGGGGGCACAGGCCAGCGUUCCCGACAGACAGCCCUCCUGUCCUGCUCACACGUGUUCCACCACGCCUGUCUGCUCGCGCUGGAGGAGUUCUCCGUGGGAGACGGGCCCCCUUUCCAUGCCUGUCCUCUCUGCCGCUCCUGCUACCAGAAGAAAAUUCUUGAAUGUUGAAUUCAUAUUCAGGGAGAGCAAGAGAAUGCUGGGGACAAGAGUUUACCGCAAUUGUGGCUGAACUGCACGGUUCUGUCUGAAGUUCUACAAUGUCAUCUGUUCCCCAGAGAAGUAAGCCAUUGGGAGUUGCAGGAAAUCUAAGUAUAUUUUAAAAGCUGACAGCCCAUCUAAUUUUAGUCUUUUGUCUCUAAAAAGUAAAUUUCAAAUUCAUGAGUUUAGUCACUUGAAAUAAAUGAAUGGCGCAAAAAUGGGCUUGCUUUUAAAAAUGGAGGUUAAGAUAUAACUAGUGUCUGAGAAGCUAGUGAACUAAAAACGCUGCUUAAGUUCCAGAUGUUUCCAUUAAUAUUUUAAGGAUCUUAAAGCCUGUCAUUCCUAAUAUUUGUUUUGUAAUAAUUGCCGUAUUUGUGUAGUAAAAUAUAAAAAU